AUGAAAUUCAUCUACAUUCUUUUAUUUAUUAACAUUAUUUGUUCAUUGUAUACAUUCUCGAAUUGUGAAAUACUAAAUAUUACCCAAUCUGGAAAAUCACUAUCCAUUUAUUUCGCACCGGCAUCAAAUAUGCUUUGGUUUGAAAACUCUAUAAAAUAUUUGGGUAUGACUACCAAUAUUCAACCAUACUGUACCCAAGGAAGCUCACCUAUGAUUUGUAAUUUACCUGCUGUUCCACUAGUACUACUUGUUGAUACGAGUCAAGCUACUAAAACGAUAUAUGUUGAUUGUUCAAAGGGAAGUAAUAACCCAGCAACUUGUGGUACUUCGAUCGACAAUGCAUGCUCGUCUUUGUGGCUGGCGCUCAAUACAACUACCGUCAAUGAUACAGAUAUUGCCAUGUUACUUGCACCCGGUACCUAUAGUGGCAAAUACAACACUGGACUGUUGAUUUACAACAUAUCGGUUAGCUUUUCACCUAUACCAACAAUACCAAAUAAUACUGUCAUCAUAUCAAAUGACAAUAACGACGAUACCUACAAAAUGGCUAUUCAACCAUUCAUCAUCAUUCCCCCUCCACCCUCCUCUACAAAUAUUACAAAUAACAAUAAUACUGGUAUUAAUGGUAGUAGUACUAGUAGUAGUAGUGAUGCUACAAAUGGUUUGAAUGAUACAAGUACAACUAUUAUAAUCAACUCUAUACAAUUUAAUUUGGACCAAUUGGUUUCUGGAAAUGGAUCGUUGAUUGAUGCUUUGAUAGCACCGACCAAUGUGACAAGCUCGGUUGUUUCAAUUGAGAUUAAUGAUUGCUAUAUUGCCAAUGCUAAUGUGGGGCAGUAUGGUGGUGCUAUUUCGAUACAGUCUUUCCUCCCGACCAACUCGACACCUCCAGCGUCGUAUGGGUUGUCGAGUGUGUUGUUGAAUGGAUCUAUAUUCUCAAACUGCUCGUCACAGGCGUCUGGUGGAGCAGUCUAUAUUACACUUGCCAAUACAUUGGUCGAGUCGUUUGGUUCGACAUUCCACAACAACUCUGCGUACAAUGGCAGUGCCAUCUUUUUGGAAUGGGGUACAUUGACAAUGAACGACACCACUGUAUAUGACCACACAUCGUUGGACUUUAACCUGACCACGUACAAACCAAACACCAAGUAUCUGUAUGGUGGCGGCGCCAUCUAUCUGUACCUGUCACAAUCCAACAUUACAGCAUCCACCUUUACCAACAACAAUCAUCUCAACGGAGGUGCUAUUCUGUCGGUUGGCAAUGCAACCGCCACCACCUACCAACCCAUAUCAAUCAGCAACUGUACAUUCACAUCCAACAAUGCUCUAGUGUCGGGCGGCGCCAUUUCAUCGACGCUAUCAUCCAACAUUUCGAUCACCGCAGUCUCCUUUUCAAACAAUUCGGCAGUUGGGUCGGGCGGCUCUCUCUUUACAGAGUCUGUCAGCUCCAUCUCUAUCGAUCAAUCACAAUUCCAAUUUGAUCAUGCUCUCUAUGGCGGUUCGAUAUGUCUAAAUGAGACGACUGGAGCAACUGUAACACGUUCUAAUAUCACCAACAACAACAACCACACCAUCCUCCAAGGUGCCGGUAUACUGGUUUCAGAGUCAACUGUAACCGUCAACUUUACAGCUAUCACUGGCAACUAUGCAGAUAUGGGUGCCAGUAUCUAUUGUUCAAAGACGGUACUACUCUUGUCCAACAAUUCAUAUGCCAACAAUACCGAUGCAGCCACUACAAAGAACCAAGUAUUUAAUCUAUUUUGUGGAACCCAAGCUUGUACCAUCACCAACCUCGACAUCUCCCCAACCACCCACAAAUGUCGAACCAUUGAAGUCAUCACCCCCAAGAGACUCCCACCCGGUGUCAUCAUUGGUAUUGUCAUUGGUUGUGUACUUGGUUCAUUCCUCAUCUUCCUCAUCAUUGUCAUGGUCAUUCGAAAUAGAUCCUUUUCCAAAUCACUUAAACCACUUUUAAAGAAAGAUGAAGAUAAUAAUGAAUCAAUACCAAAUAAUGAUAUUGAUGAAGAAUAA
Messenger RNA from Cavenderia fasciculata, 2031 nucleotides. RefSeq lists its product as uncharacterized. The record is from RefSeq and is a predicted model, not a curated record. The coding region runs from base 1 to 2031 and encodes 676 amino acids. NCBI's taxonomy places the organism in Eukaryota, Evosea, Eumycetozoa, Acytosteliales, Cavenderiaceae. The transcript has 3 exons.